AAUCCUGGCUCGACUGCCUGUCAUUUCAGACAGACGCUUUCUCCGAAUAGAUCUCUUCCCUUUUUACUGAUUGCAGAAUUUGAGAGAACAUAGAUUUGAAGAGAAUGGAGGAGCAACAGCAGCAGAGACACGAUGAUGCGCUCCUGGAGCGCGCAGGGAGCCAGGACGUUAUCCUCCCAAUAACAACCAACAACACAAGGGCCUCUAACAGCCAUGCUUUUAAGGUAGCAGGGCUCACAGUGCUGGCGUGUCUUCUCCUAGCCGGCCAGGCCCUCACAGCCUACCUGGUCUUCAACCAGAGGGACCAGAUCCAUGGCAUGCAGAAGAGCAACGACAACAUGCGCAAGCAGCUGAGAAACAGACCACCGGCUGUGGCCCCUGUCAAGAUGCAGACACCCAUGCUCAACAUGGCCCGGCUGAUCGACUUCACCGAUGAGGACGUCAAGACUCCCAUGACGAACCUGGAGGCCACUGCAGUUGCAAUUGUGAGCCUGGAGGAGCAAGUGAAGAAUCUGCUGCAGAACCCCCAGCUGCCCCAGUUCAACGAGACGUUCCUUGCCAACCUGCAGAGCCUGAAGAAACAGGUGGAGGAGACUGAGUGGGAGGGCUUUGAGACCUGGGCGCGUUAUUGGCUGCUCUUCCAGAUGGCCCAGGAGAAGCCCCCUGUUCUCCCCACACCUCAGCCAGUACCCCAUCAGAGGAGGGCAUCUUACCCCAGGAUGAUGCAGAUGAAGGAGUACAAGAAUGAGUAAACCACAGCUCAACCACAGCACCUGAUGGCCUUCUUCACCAAGUGUCCUCUCCUAUAUCUCACCCCUCCCCUCAAAAAAAAAAAAAAUACACACCAUUUUCCUUCUGUCUCUCACUCUUCCUUUAUCAUCAUAUAGCUAAGUUACCUGGAAGGCAAACCGAUCAAUGUUCUCUUUUGAUUUCUGGAUGAUUUGCCUUUGGACAGCAUAUAAGGCUUAAACUAUUCAAAUGUUAUCUUGUGAGCUCAGCUAUGUUAAGCAUUGCUAGAGAUAUACAUAUGAAGUGUAUGUUACAUUUUACUCCAUGCGCACAACACCCAAACUUUCCCAUCCCCAAACCCUGACCCUACUCCUGUCAAUAUUUACCCCUAGUCCCUUACCUUGGUCCUCCAAACAUACCCCUCUAAUGGGGGCUAGCCCCACCUAUUUUUUUUCAUCUGCCUCUCCCCAUAGAUUGCCAUAGGGCUUUGUUUGAAAGGCUUACUGUCUAUAUAAUAUAACAUAGAUUAACAUCUAUUUGUCCAUCUCUUUAAUGCAUGCUUUUACUAUUAUGAAUGAGGAUCUGGGGAAGUGAUUCUACCAAGAGAUGUGAACCAGACAGAAUUAAUAAAGUAUGUUGUUUCCUACUGGAA
Molecule: messenger RNA, 1381 nt
Organism: Oncorhynchus tshawytscha (Chinook salmon)
Lineage: Eukaryota; Metazoa; Chordata; Actinopteri; Salmoniformes; Salmonidae
Product: HLA class II histocompatibility antigen gamma chain
Exons: 8
Coding region: 105-752 (215 amino acids)
Biological process (GO): intracellular protein transport; protein trimerization; antigen processing and presentation
Cellular component (GO): membrane
Molecular function (GO): macrophage migration inhibitory factor binding; MHC class II protein binding
Source: RefSeq, a predicted model, not a curated record